Lactuca virosa is the source of this 342-nucleotide messenger RNA. The record is from the annotation of a GenBank genome assembly. NCBI's taxonomy places the organism in Eukaryota, Viridiplantae, Streptophyta, Magnoliopsida, Asterales, Asteraceae.
AUGGUACAUAUCGUCUAUAGGGUGAGGGAAUGGAGCAGAUCCUCAACAACGGUGUCUCCGACUAGCGUUUUACAGGGAUUUGAUCAUACUGUUGAUAGGGAAGAAGUUUUAGGUAAGCACGUGAGGGUUAAUAAGGAAGGGAUGGUAGGUUACCUUCUUGGCUCAACCCCAUCAUCGGAUAGCCAUCAUAAACCAUCAUCUCCAUCGCUCGAUCGAGAGAACCAGCAAGAGAUUUUUGAGGUUACGUACAAAAAAGCUGGUUCUGUUAGUUACCUUGCUUUUAUUGAUAGUGUUAAACAGAAACAAUUUAUAAAACCUACAGUACUGAAACCCGGACUAUGA